AUGAAGUUUGCUGGAACACUCGCAAUCUGCCUCGCCGGCGCGCCCUUGCUUGUGGCUGGCGCGCCGAUAACUGAACGUGCCACUAACGGUAUUGGCAAUAUCGGCAACAUUGCCGACAGCGCCGUCAAGUUGGCCACCAGCAUUUUCAGCCUCAACCCUGCCGACAUUGCCAAGAAUGCCGUCAACCUCGGCGGGAGCAUCACUCAAGCCGCUGUCGCUCUCGGUGAAGGCGUCGUCAACAACGCCGGUUCUUCUAGUAGUGGCGGCAAAGGUAAUGUCACCGAGACCAGCGAAAAGAAGGACAAGAGCGGCAGCGCAGGCGUCGAUGCAGGGGACCUUGUUGAGACGCUUACAAAGGCCCUCAAGGCCAUCACCCCCACCGAGGCCAGUGGCAGCAAAGAUGGCAAAAGCGACAGCAAAAAGGAAGACACGAGCGACAGCAAAGGCUCCGGCGCCAGUGACCUUGUUGGAACUAUUGAUAAAGCAGUCCAGGCUGUUGUCCCCAGCGGCGAGGGUGGCAAGGAAACCAAAGGCGACACGACAAGCGACGCUGCAGGUGCCAUUGAAAAGGCUGUCGGCGCGUUCAUCCCCGGCGCCAGCGGGGAGGGUAAAGGCGAAGAAGCUGCUUCGCCCGCCGCAUCGCUGGUCAAGCCGUUUCUCGGCGGUGGCGGCGAGGCCGGGGGCGACGGCCAAGGUCUCCUGUCUGAAUUCCCGACCGACAUUGUCAAGGGACUCUCCGACGGUGGGAUUGGUGAAGGGCUCACUGAAGGGCUCAGCGAAGGGCUUGGUAGCGUGACUGGUGGACUUGGUGGUCUCGGCUUCUGA
Messenger RNA from Beauveria bassiana ARSEF 2860, 825 nucleotides. RefSeq lists its product as uncharacterized. The record is from RefSeq and is a predicted model, not a curated record. Lineage: Eukaryota; Fungi; Ascomycota; Sordariomycetes; Hypocreales; Cordycipitaceae. Bases 1 to 825 code for a protein of 274 amino acids. The transcript is spliced from 2 exons.